UCAGUGACAAUGCUAAGAGGUCGAGUGCUAGGGAUUCAGUGGCAUGCACCAACAGUGCCAAUGUUAUUGGGUGCUACAGGGAUUCAGUUGCGGGUUCAACAUCGGGGAAAUCUAUUUACCGAGAGAUCGAAUGACCCAGUGGAAGGUACCAGCGUCGGAGACAUCAAAUGAGGAUCCCCCCUCCGCCCCGGCAGAAAGACUUGAGUGCAACAGAGAUCCAUUGACGGGGGAGAAGAAUAACAGAAAGAACGAGUUUAUGAUUCCUCUGCCCAGCUAUGGCGUCUGACGACGUAGUGAGGUUUCAGUUCCCGAGCCACGAGGUGACCAUCCUGAAGAAGAUGAACCAACUGCGGUUGGAGGAGCGUUUCUGUGAUGUGACCAUCGUGGCGGACCAGCUGCGGUUCCCGGGCCACAGGGUGGUAUUGGCCGCAUGCUCGCCGUUCCUGCGUGAUCAGUUCCACAUGAACCCAUCACAGGAGGUGCAGGUCUUCCCCAUGACCGGCGCCCAGAUUGUGCUGCGCCUGCUGCUCUCAUGCUAUACCGGCUGCCUAGAGUUCCCCUUCAAUGACAUCCUUGACUACCUGACAGCCGCGAGCUGCCUGCAGAUGGAGCAUGUGGUGGAGAAGUGCCGCCAAUCGCUGUCACCACGCAUCGGGCCCCGCGUGCCCCCAUCCGAGGGAGUCGAUGAGGGGCCUGGCACGCCGCAGAUCGCCAGCUCGUCAGAGCGAGUGCCGGACACCGAGAGGCCAGCUCCUUGGGAAGCUGGAGCAGCACCACCAGCACCAGAGGAGAAAAUACCGAAACGGGCGCCAGCUGACGAUGUGGUGAAGCUGGAGUCAGAACAACACUCAGAUUUCAGCGGGACCGAGGAUAUCUGCAUCCACAAGGUGGAGUCGCUAGCCGACUGCAUGGAGGGUUGCCCGGAGCCGGUGGGCAAAGUGCGGGGUCCUGAGGCCGCCAACGGCUUGGAGCCCGAUCCGGGCAUCCAUUCGACAGCGGGUGGCUACCCAGAUGCCGGUGGCCCUCCCUAUGACAUGUCAGAGGUGAUGAUCUCAGAUGAGUUCCAGGAGGAGGACUAUGAGAGCUCAGCUAGUGAGGAGUGCCGCAGCAGCGGCUUCACUGGUAGUUACUACCGGCCCGGAGAGGAGCACCCGCCGCUGGCACCUCAACAGCAACAGCCGCCGCCCCCUUCUGCCAGUGCCCUGGCGGGACUGGGCGCUAAGGAAGGGGAGUCGGCGCGCAGCCCUGGCCUGUGCUCGGAAUGCGGCGCACCGUUCGAACACCGCGAGCACCUGGCUGCGCACAUGGUAGUCCAUAAGCUCUACAUGUGCCUGCUGUGUGGCAAAGUGUUCAAGAAAAAUGCACGGCUGGCGCAGCACAUCAAUGUGCACACCGGCUUCAAGCCAUACUGCUGCGCUAUCUGCGGUCGCACCUUCACGCAGAAGCGCUCGCUCAAGGACCACAUGAACGUGCACAACGGUGACUCGCCGCAUUGCUGCAGUUACUGCGACAUGCGCUUCACCCACUACAGCACCCUGCGGGUCCACCUCCGGGACCAGCACGGCAAGACCACUACACGCAACAUGGAGAACAAGCCCGCUGAAAUCAGCCUGGUGGUGCCUUAGCAGUUGGUUUACCCACCAACCCAAUCUACCCCUUCCAUCCUAUCCUUCCCUUCUCUCCACUUUAUCAUCUCAGAAUCUUCAUCCUUCUUCACCCCAGAUCCAUUCCAACUUGACCCCUCCCAUAUCUCACACAGAAUCGCCUCCUGUCAAAGAAGCACCCCAUUUUUUAGACGACUUCACAGUGCAGCCACCCCAAUUAACAGCACAGUUUUAAUCUGAUCAAACAAUGGACUCUUCCAAAUUCUCGGUCCACCUUCUGCUCUUGUCUGUUUGAGUUUUUUUAACCAAGGGCCUAUCCUCACCAUCGCCUGGUUUAUUUUAUUUUGUAUGUCUCCACAACAGGAAACGUCUCUUUUGUGUAAUCUAUAUUUUUAUUGCAAAAAAUAAUAAUUUGUGAUUUUAAAAAUA
Molecule: messenger RNA, 2033 nt
Organism: Chiloscyllium plagiosum (whitespotted bambooshark)
Lineage: Eukaryota; Metazoa; Chordata; Chondrichthyes; Orectolobiformes; Hemiscylliidae
Product: zinc finger and BTB domain-containing protein 26-like
Biological process (GO): regulation of transcription by RNA polymerase II
Molecular function (GO): DNA-binding transcription factor activity, RNA polymerase II-specific; RNA polymerase II cis-regulatory region sequence-specific DNA binding; protein binding
Source: RefSeq, a predicted model, not a curated record